CCUCUUUUAGAUGCAACAUACAAGUUCUAUACAUCGUCAACGUCACGUGUUCUCCACGCAUCAUUCGCGCUCGUGGAUAGUAUUAAUUGAUACUGAUUAAGGAGUCAGCUGAGCUCGUUACAGUUUAAUCAACAAAAUUUGUGUGGUGGAAGAUUUUGAAAAUUGAUAAACUAAGCGAGGAUGAAGAUGUUUGUGACAAUCCUGUGGGCGAUGCUGGUAUCAGCUGCAUUAGCACUGCCAGCUAGCGAAAAAAAUACUGGUGAAAAUGACCUCAUGGCUACUAUCUACUCAGACUGUUUGAAGAAGGAGUCUGUCAGCUGUAUCAAGUACAAGGUCUUCUCGUUUGUCGACAAGAUGCUCGCUGAUAAGGAGGAUAUCACGUUGUCCGAGGGCAUCACCGUCGUCAAGACUUCAACAGCUGAGGAAGGUGCACCAAGGUCCAUCGAUUCCACUGAUGUGGACAGUCUGAUCUUCGACCGUCUCGGCAGAUUCCUCAGGACACACUCCAUCAAAGUUGAUCUCAAGGGCACUGAUAUCCUUGGAGCUGUUGAGUCAGCUGGACGCAGCCUGGAGGACAUCAGUGACAGUGUUGUCGAGGGUCGUGGCAAAAAGAAGAAGGCUCAGAAGCUCAUGGGGCCCAUGAUGAUGGCAUUGGCCCUCAAAGCCGCAGCCCUACUUCCCCUAGCCCUUGGUGCGAUAGCACUGAUCGCCGGAAAGGCACUUCUAGUCGGCAAAAUUGCCCUCGUUAUCUCCGCUAUCAUCGGCCUUAAGAAGCUCCUCGGUGGACAGCAAAAGCACGUGACAUAUGAAGUCGUUGCCCACCCACACCACAGCAGCAGCAGCAGUCACACAGUCAGCCACGAUGAUGGUCACGGUGGUGGUGGAUUCGGUGGUGGUGCUGGUGACUUUGGUGGUUACGGAGGUGGAGCUGGAUCCAGUGGACAUGGAUGGGCCAGGAGUCUGCCCCAGGAUGCCCAACAAAUGGCAUACCGUGGACAAAUUCCCGCUCAGGCUUGAGCUAGAUCUCCACAACGACUAUCCACCGAAUUUAAUAAGAUAAUUGACCAAUUCCCUCAAUCUCCUCUCUCAUCUGACUCUUCGCUUUCUCCUCUCUUCGGCUAUUUCUUAUUUAUUCUCCAGCAUUUUCACCUCUCAUUCUAUCACUCCAUUCUAUCCCCUCCUUUCACUGCUCGAGUCCUUUGAAUGCCCGAAUAUCAUUCUCCGCUAUUUUCCCUUUCCAAUUCGUGCAUUCACCUUGUACCUUCGAAAAUACUCGUCAUGUGUCUUGUAAGACGAACACCUCGUUAUUUAUUACGUCUUAAAUCAAACAACAAUAUUUAUUGUGUAUCGUUUUAUCCAUCCCAUGUGUCUGUCACUGACUGUUCCCCAUCGUUCCCCUGUUUUAUAUUUUGUAAUAAAAUAAUGAACGAGCAAAUCUGUCUCGUUCCAAAGAAAAUGUAAGUGAGUAAAGGAGCGUAAAUUAUAA
Fopius arisanus is the source of this 1486-nucleotide messenger RNA. RefSeq lists its product as uncharacterized. The record is from RefSeq and is a predicted model, not a curated record. The transcript has 3 exons. Lineage: Eukaryota; Metazoa; Arthropoda; Insecta; Hymenoptera; Braconidae. Gene Ontology annotation, cellular component: membrane. Bases 181 to 1017 code for a protein of 278 amino acids.